Molecule: messenger RNA, 426 nt
Organism: Spirometra erinaceieuropaei
Lineage: Eukaryota; Metazoa; Platyhelminthes; Cestoda; Diphyllobothriidea; Diphyllobothriidae
Source: the annotation of a GenBank genome assembly
AUGAUUACGACUGAUCGAGGCGCGCACUUAGAGUCCACACUUUUCCUAACUCUCUUCAACCUCCUUGGCUGCACACGUAUUCGGACGACGGCCUACCACCCAGCUGCCAACGGCAUGGUUGAGCGUUUCCACCGCCAGCUAAAAAGUGCACUGCGUGCCGCAGAAGAUCCCGAAAACUGGGCAGACAAUGUACACGUUGCACUUCUUGACAUUCGUGCGGCACUGAAGUCAGACUUGGACUGCAGCGCAGCCGAAUUGGUUUUCGGCACUACCCUCCGACUCCCUGGUGAGAUGGUCACCCCAACCUCUCGUGGUGCCGAAGAGACCCCUAAAAUUUUGUGCAUCGUCUGGGACAAUUCAUGCGCUCGCUCUCCCCGGUUCCACCUCGAGCCCCAUCGACCGAGCCUUAUGUUGAAAAAGGCUUAG